AUGGCCCCUUCCGCAACUUCACCAGUUUCAGUCCUCGAGACAGAGGAUCAUGCCCGCGAUGCAGCCUUCAACAAAGCCCUCCAUGGCAAAUCAGCAGAGGCACGAGCUGGUUUGAUGGCUCUACGCAAGAAGGACCAACAGGCGCAGAAACUGGCGGUCGACGAGUAUUUCAAACAUUGGGAUAACAAGGCCGCCGCCACCGAGACGGAGGAAGAUCGCAAGCAACGAAGAGACGAAUACGCUACUCUGACCCGGCACUAUUACAAUCUAGCAACCGACCUCUAUGAAUAUGGCUGGGGCGCUUCCUUUCACUUCUGUCGCUUCGCUGUCGGAGAAGCCUUUCACAAGGCAAUUGCCCGUCACGAACAUUAUCUGGCAUUGAAGAUGAACUUGCAAGAAAAUUCUCGAGUCUUGGACGUGGGUUGUGGUGUUGGUGGGCCGGCCCGGGAGAUGAUCAGAUUCACCGGCGCCAACGUGGUCGGACUGAACAACAACGAUUAUCAGAUAGAACGAUCGCUGCGUUAUGCUGAAAAGGAGGGUCUUGCCGAUAAGUUCUCUGCCGUCAAAGGCGACUUUAUGCAGAUGUCGUUUCCGGCAAACAGCUUCGACGCAGUUUACGCCAUUGAGGCUACUGUGCAUGCUCCAAGUCUGCAGGGGGUUUACGAGCAGAUAUUCCGGGUGUUGAAGCCUGGCGGUGUGUUUGGAGUGUACGAAUGGCUCAUGACCGACAAUUAUGACAAUGACAAUCCACAGCACCGAGAAAUUCGACUUGGAAUCGAGCAGGGCGAUGGUAUCUCCAACAUGGUCAAAGUCUCCGAGGGAUUGGCUGCAAUCAAGGCGGCUGGCUUCGAGCUCGAAUACCACGAGGAUCUUGCUGAGAGACCUGAUGCCGUCCCCUGGUACUACCCGCUCGCGGGCGACUUCCGCUAUCUGGGUACUCUUGGUGAUUUGUUCACCAUCAGUCGGAUGACUUGGUGGGGACGAGGAUUGAUACACAAGUUGGUUGGAGUCGGAGAGAAGCUGAGAGUCAUUCCCCCCGGUACACAAAAGACUGCGGACAGUCUCGCCCUUGCUGCAGACUCUCUCGUGGCCGGAGGAAAGCAGAAGCUGUUCACUCCAAUGUACUUGAUUAUUGCCCGAAAGCCCGCCACAGCUUGA
Messenger RNA from Capronia epimyces CBS 606.96, 1158 nucleotides. RefSeq names its product sterol 24-C-methyltransferase. The record is from RefSeq and is a predicted model, not a curated record. Lineage: Eukaryota; Fungi; Ascomycota; Eurotiomycetes; Chaetothyriales; Herpotrichiellaceae. The coding region runs from base 1 to 1158 and encodes 385 amino acids. Gene Ontology annotation, biological process: ergosterol biosynthetic process. Gene Ontology annotation, cellular component: endoplasmic reticulum. Gene Ontology annotation, molecular function: sterol 24-C-methyltransferase activity. The transcript has 2 exons.